UAAUUUUUGUCAUUGUCUACAUCAUUUUCAAUACUACCUGCUUCCUUGGCUUGUACAGCGAGAUCGGCAGUGGUAAUCUAGAAGUGGUUUGUUCGAAAAUGGCAAUGUUUACUGUUGGCGGCUAUGCCAGUAGGUACAGUAAUUUUGUUACAUAACAUUAAGGAGUACCAGAGUUGGUUGACAGAAAUGUUCGCAAACGAACAGUUUAUGAACAAUCAUCCAAAUUCAACACUGAGGACCCUUUACCGCUUCACCAUCAAAAAUAUUUGGCCAUCACUUCUCGUCAACAUGAAUCAAUGGGCUCUUGGUACAGCAGUAGUGAUUUUUGCUGCAAUAAUGGUGUUAUUCAUAAAUGACAGAUUGGAACACGUUGACCAAUGCAGCGAUAUACAGAAGAAUUGCAGUAUGGUCCUUAUGGGUUAUUACUUCUUUCCUUGGGAUGCCAGUGAACAUUAUUGGUUGGCCAACAUGGAGGAUGUUGUGUUUGGUGCAAUGUGCGGAAUAUUUGCCAUAACAAGGGACAUCUUCUUUGCUUCUUAUAUCUGCUAUUUAAUAUGCAGACUGAGCCUACUGUCUUACGUAGUCGGACAUUUGGAACAAUUCAUCGAUGAGAAACUCGACAUGAUAAGGAAUUUCGACCAGAAAAUUGAUUUUCUUCUUGGACAAUGCGUGAAAGAACACCAAGAUAUCAUAAGAGAAUUUUUCAUUUUGAAGAAAAAUUCUUCGAAGAUGUUCUUCGUCAUGUUAUUGGUGCAUGCCCCUGCCGUUGCUAAUAUCACACUCACUAUUUUCAAGGGGGAUAGUACAAGUGCUUUUGCACUUUUCGUCUAUUGUGCUGCAUUUUAUGGAUGUACUCACCUGUACCUUAUACUUUCCUUAUCUGAGCAAUUAUCAACAGAGUGUGCUAAUCUGGCCACAUCUAUACAUUUCCUGAAGUGGUACAAAUUGAAUAUAAAACAGCAAAAAGUAUUGAAAUUCAUGCUCGUGAGAGCUCAAAAACCAUUCGUUCUUACGUGUGGAGCUUUGUUCCCAGCUAAUCUGAGUACAUUCACUAAGACAAUGAGAGCUAUAUACACGAUACUGAAUGCCUUCAUAAAUUUGAGCCAGUGAAAUAGUUGAUCUAUAGGUAUGGAUGUAGGUCGUAGGAAGUAAUAAUGAAUUACUUCAUGAAUAAAAACCAAUGUGAAUUACAUUACAUCAAUCAU
Molecule: messenger RNA, 1205 nt
Organism: Coccinella septempunctata (seven-spotted ladybird)
Lineage: Eukaryota; Metazoa; Arthropoda; Insecta; Coleoptera; Coccinellidae
Product: putative odorant receptor 59c
Exons: 6
Coding region: 124-1110 (328 amino acids)
Biological process (GO): detection of chemical stimulus involved in sensory perception of smell; sensory perception of smell
Cellular component (GO): plasma membrane
Molecular function (GO): odorant binding; olfactory receptor activity
Source: RefSeq, a predicted model, not a curated record